AUCUUUUGGACCCGGAGGAAGAAUGGAGACGCUGCUACUCAAAGCGCCCCGGAAAAGGCAAGUGACCGCUAUUAUGAUUCUAUUACUGUUGUGGGAGGCGGGCGGUGCGACCCUUAAAUAUUCUGUGCUAGAAGAGAGGGACAGCGGCUCUUUUGUGGCCAACCUAGCAAAAGAUCUGGGGCUGGGCUUAGGGGAGCUGGCCGCGCGUGGCGCCCAGAUUCUUUCCAAAGGGAACAAACAGCAUUUGCAGCUCGAGCAGAAGAGUGGGAAUUUGCUCCUAAAGGAGAAACUGGACCGGGAAGAGCUCUGUGGUGACACGGAUCCAUGCAUACUGCAUUUCCAGCUGUUACUGAAAACCCCAGUGCAGUUUAUUCAAGGUGAACUACAGCUCCGAGAUGUAAAUGACCAUGCCCCAGAAUUCUUGGAACAGGAAAUCCUCCUGAAAAUCCCGGAAAGUAGCCAUCCGGGGACUGCAUUUCCUUUGAAAAAAGCUCAGGAUUUAGACGUGGGCAGCAACACAGUUCAGAACUACACAAUUAGCACCAACACCCAUUUCCACCUCUUCACUCACAAUCACAGCGAUGGCAGGAAAUACCCCGAACUGGUGCUGGACAAAGCGCUGGACCGCGAGGAGCAGCCAGAGCUCAGGUUAACCCUCACGGCGCUGGAUGGUGGGUCACCGCCCAGGACUGGGACUUCCCAGGUUCUUAUUGUGGUUCUGGACAUAAAUGACAACUCCCCUGAAUUUACUCAGUUGCUUUAUGAGGUGCAGGUCUCAGAGAACAGCCCUGUAGGCUCCCUUGUCAUCACUGUCUCCGCUAGAGAUUUAGAUGCUGGGACCCACGGAGAGAUCUCCUACUCAUUUUUCCAAUCCUCAAAUCAAGCCGUUCAGGUGUUUGAAAUAAACGCAGUCACAGGAGAAAUUCGAUUAAAACGAAUGUUGGAUUUUGAGGAAAUUUGUUCUUACCGUUUGGAAAUUGAGGCUUCAGAUGGUGGAGGCCUUUCAGGCAAAUGCACCGUAUCCAUAGAAGUGAUGGAUGUAAAUGACAAUGCCCCGGAACUGACCAUGUCAUUUCUCGUAAGUGAUAUCCCAGAAAACACCCCUGACACUGUGGUAGCUGUUUUUGGAAUUUCAGAUAGAGACUCCGGGGACAAUGGCAAAAUGAUGUGUGUCAUCCAAGACAAUCUCCCCUUCCUUCUCAAACUCACCAUAGAAAAUUUCUACACCUUGGUAACAGAAGGAGCGCUGGACAGAGAGAGCCAGGCCGAGUACAACGUCACCAUCACCGUCACCGACAUGGGGACCCCCAGGCUGACAACCCAGCACCACAUAACCGUGCUGGUCUCCGACGUCAACGACAACGCCCCCGCCUUCACCCAAACCUCCUACACCCUCUUCGUCCCCGAGAACAACAGCCCCGCCCUGCACAUCGGCAGCGUCAGCGCCACCGACGCCGACGCGGGCGCCAACGCCCAGCUCACCUACUCGCUGCUGCCGCCCCCGGACCCCGGCCUGCCGCUGGCCUCGCUGGUGUCGGUCAACGCCGACAACGGCCACCUGUUCGCCCUGCGGGCGCUGGACUACGAGGCCCUGCAGGCCUUCGAGUUCCGCGUGCGCGCCACCGACCGCGGGGCGCCGGCGCUGAGCGGCCAGGCGCUGGUGCGCGUGCGCGUGCUGGACGCCAACGACAACGCGCCCUUCGUGCUGUACCCGCCGCAGAACGGCUCUGCGCCCUGCACCGAGCUGGUGCCCAGGGCGGCCGAGCCCGGCUACCUGGUGGGCAAGGUGGUGGCGGUGGACGGCGACUCGGGCCAGAACGCCUGGCUGUCCUACCAGCUGCUCAGGGCCACGGAGCCCGGGCUGUUCGGCGUGUGGGCGCACAACGGCGAGGUGCGCACGGCGCGGCCGCUGAGCGAGCGCGACGCGCCCCGCCACCGGCUGCUGGUGCUGGUCAAGGACAACGGCGAGCCGCCGCUGUCGGCCAGCGUCACGCUGCACGUGCUGCUGGUGGACGGCUUCUCGCAGCCCUACCUGCCCGCGCGCGACGCGGCGGCCGACGCGGCCCCGGCCGACCCGCUCACCGUCUACCUGGUGGUCGCGCUGGCGGCGGUGUCGUCGCUCUUCCUGUUCUCGCUGCUGGCGCUCGUGGCGGUGCGGCUGUGCCGGCGGAGCGGGGCCGCCUGGGCGGGGGGCUGCGCGGCGCCCGGGGGCCGCUUUCCGGGCCCCCUGGUGGACGUCAGCGGCGCGGGGACCCUGACCCAGAGCUACCAGUACGAGGUGUGUCUGACGGGAGACUCCGGGAGUAAUGACUUCAAGUUCCUGAAGCCGAUUAUCCCCAACUUUAUGGGUGAAUGGGCUGGUAGGGGCACCGAGGAUAACACUAACCUUAGAAAUAAUUUUGAGUUCAGUUAGGAAUCUCAUCUUGACAAGACUUGAUAAAUGAUAAUAUUCACUAAUGUAUUACUUCCCAACCCUUUCAUUCACAGAAAGGGCUUACAUGUUCACACAUUCAUCAUUAUCGCCAUAUUUAUAGUUAUUGCAACCUGUUGAAGUAUUUCACAUUCUCAAUCUCUAGGUGCUUUUGUUGUUCGGUCGGGUUUUCCCCCUCACAUUUUGCAUGAUCAUACAAUAGCAGAGCAAUGACGUAUCUCAGGAUUUUAAGAUUUUUGGAAAUCACAAAUGUUUUCAGAUUCCUGAUAUUUGAGCUUGUUCAUUGAUAUCUUGUUAUGAUUAGGAGAAUUGUGUUUUAUGAUUAUCAGCAUGAGUCUAAGUAUUUUAAAUGAUGGCUUUCAGUUUUAAUAAUCAUUUUCACUUAUGCAAAAAAUUUUGUGAUCUCAUAAAUUAUUGGAUCCCUGUAAUGUUGUUUCAAAAAAACUGUUGUGUAUUUUUAAGUGAACUAAUAUUUUAGCUGGAUGUUUUCUAAGUUGAGUAUUUUCUUUCAAAAUUGAUAGCAUUUAAUUAGACCACCUACUAUAACUUUAAAGGAUUCAAUUCCUGUUAAAUAGAAAUAAGUAGAAAAAUAUUGGUAGACUCAUGAUUACUUUGUUUAUAAUAAAUGGUUUUGAGUAUGUAAA
Messenger RNA from Miniopterus natalensis, 3075 nucleotides. The record is from RefSeq and is a predicted model, not a curated record. NCBI's taxonomy places the organism in Eukaryota, Metazoa, Chordata, Mammalia, Chiroptera, Miniopteridae.